AUGAAUAUAAUUGUAAAUGAUACCGCAAUGAUAGUACAAAAGCGCUUUCCGCAAGCAAUUAUUAUUGGUGUUAAAAAAGCUGGUACACGAGCACUUUUGGAAUUUCUUCGUCUUAAUCCAGCAAUUAAAGCACCUGGACCAGAAGUACAUUUUUUUGAUAAAAAUUUCGACAAAGGAUUCGGUUGGUAUCGAAAUAGAAUGCCAGAAACAAGCAUUACAGAAAUAACAGUGGAAAAAACACCGGCAUAUUUUGUUAGCAAAACAGCUCCCGGACGUGUUCAUAGUUUAAAUUCAACAAUUAAAUUAAUUGUUGUUGUACGAAAUCCCAUUACCAGAGCUAUAUCAGAUUAUACACAAACAAUUAGCAAAAAAAGACGAAAUAUUUUGAUGCCAAGUUUUGAAGAAAUGGUACUUGGCAAUAACUCAUCAAAUGCGACCGGUAUGAAAAAUGGUGUUAAUGCUUCAUGGGGUGCAAUUCGAAUUGGAAUUUAUCAUCGACAUAUCCGGCGAUGGCUUCAACAUUUUCCGCUUCAUCAAAUUCAUUUUGUGGAUGGUGAACGAUUGAUUACAAAUCCUGCUGCUGAAAUUUAUGCUGUUGAACGAUUUUUAACUGUUAAACCAGUUGUUCGACAAUCAAAUUUUGCAACAGAUCCAUUAAAAGGUUUUCCAUGUGUAUUACGUAAAGAUGAUACAUUGCAUUGUCUUGGAAAAACAAAAGGCCGCGCUCAUCCAAAUAUACGAUUAGAUGUUAUUCAAAAAUUGGCAAAUUUUUAUCGUCCACAAAAUGAGGAAUUUUUUAAACUUAUUAAUAAACGAUUUCACUGGCAUAUUUAA
Messenger RNA from Brugia pahangi, 834 nucleotides. The record is from the annotation of a GenBank genome assembly. Lineage: Eukaryota; Metazoa; Nematoda; Chromadorea; Rhabditida; Onchocercidae.